This is a messenger RNA of Hyaloscypha bicolor E, 629 nucleotides long. RefSeq lists its product as uncharacterized. NCBI's taxonomy places the organism in Eukaryota, Fungi, Ascomycota, Leotiomycetes, Helotiales, Hyaloscyphaceae. The transcript is spliced from 2 exons. The record is from RefSeq and is a predicted model, not a curated record. Bases 72 to 512 code for a protein of 146 amino acids.
GCCGCCUCUCAAAGCACCACAAUCGCCUACCAUGACUAUGAAGCUGCCAAAGACGAAAUAAAUCCUCCGUAAUGGGUGCUGCCUACGGCCGUCGUCGACGGCGUAAAUGUCAUCCACCUCCAUGUCCUCCCCCGCCUUCUGAUCAUGAAGAUUCACCCGUCCGCUGGCAUAGGCAUUUGGGUAGAUGGGUGUGUCUCUCUCCGGUCGACUAUCCUUUGUUUUGGUAUGAUAACGGAAUUUGGAAAGCGUGGGUCGAGAUCCCUAAAGACCUUAGUAGCGUUUACCUGGCCAGUGGGCAAAAUACCACCUCGAGCAACGGAGACUUAUACGACAAUUGGGUACCUGAUUUGGCAGCUGAGGAAGUCUGGAACAGUAGAAGAAGUAUCAGGUCUGGAGGCAAUGAUAUCCACACGAAAAGGAUCAACAGGGUAAAGGAGUGGGUCGAGAUUUUUAAAUUCAGGUGGUGUAAGUUUUGGCACAGGGAGGAAGCCAGUAUCGUUUGUCAAAUAUGAACUUUAUAGUGUUGAUCAAACGAAAGAUCUGCCAUCAAAGCGUCCCGUCGGGGGUAAGAGGAGUACUACGACGCUAGUCAAAGUCUCAAGCCUAAAUACCAAGUCAUCUCUAUUCCU